GGCGGGCCGAGCAAAGCCGCUGCCGUCGGCUGCGGCGCUCCCGCCCCUUCCCGCGGCCGCGAUGUCGCUGCUCCGCGGGCCGCGGCCCCGCACCGCCGGCAGGAAGGGCCCCAGAAAGGCGGCGGUGGCCAAGCGGGACUGGGAUAGUACCGUCCAUGAUUUGACUGUGCACCGUGCAACUCCUGAGGACAUACUCCGUCGCCGUGAAAUACACAAAUCCAAAAACAAAGCAUUGGCACAUCUGGAACUCCAAGAGAAAGCACUGAACAGAAAAUGGAAGAAGCAAAGGCAGCUGGAUGCAGAUUCCUUGGAGAAAAGGAAAUUGGCUCUGAUGCGUGAGAUUCUGUCUGAUCAGUACCAUUUGCAAGAUGUAUUGGAACGAUCUGGUCGGGUUAUGGCUGUGGCAAAAGACUUGCUUGAGGAUGCCCCUCGCACACGAACAGGUUGUCCUAAUGUAACAAUGGCUCCUAACUGUGACCUAGAAUCAUCUCAAGGACCCAUUGUACAAAAAAGUCAUCCUCCCAGUCAGCUUUCCAUCCUUAAUGAAUCUGUCAUGGAUUCCCAGGCUCUUAAUGAGGAGGAGGAGGAAGCAUUAUCAGAAGAUGGACACCAUGAUGUUUUGGGUUUCAAAUCCAGCAUCAGUUCGGACAGGCUACUUCAGUUGUUGAGAAAAGAAAAUUCCUUGGUGAAUUCUCCAUUGUGGGCUGAAAAGGGUGUGAGAAAAACCACCUUAUCACAGGAAUCAAAUGUGCCUCGGACUCCAACAGCUGUUUCCCCUUCAUUGGAUCAGUCAGCCCUCAAUGCUACCAGUGUAAUCAAGAGAGCCCAUUCAAGACUUCAGAAUGAAGAUGAAGAAGAGUCUGUAGACUCCAUUGACGCUGUGAGACAAGUGCUGAACCCAAACUCAAGGAAACAAAAGCAAAUUGCAGCAAAGAUGAAAAGAGAGCAAGCUGAACAGAACUCUGCAAGACGUAAGAGAGGUGAUUCUCCAGCUGAUUUAAUCCAGACUGACCUUCAGAGGGACAACAAAUCCAGCCUAGAUGUUCUCAGCCACAUGAUCCAGGAAGUAGAGCAUGAACUGGAGGAAUAUGAGCGAUGUACAGGUCGUGAGGUCCCAAAAAAAGAGAGAAGUGAAGGCCUGUCUGGGUUUACUCUGUCAUUGGUGAACGCUCUCUGUCGUUUGAUGCGCUACCUCAAAGAGGCUGAAAUGCAGCUGCAUGAGAAAGAGAUGAUUAGGCAGCAGCAGAAGGAGAUGUUGAAUGAACACAGAGAACUGAUUGAUGCUCUGACUGCUGAGGUUCUUCAAGUAAGGGAAGAAAACAUUGCUAUGCAGAAGAAACUUCAGCAAUACAUGACAGUAACAGAUGAAAAGCUGAUGUGCCUCACGCAAGCAUUUAAAGGCCUCCCUUUGGUAGAACCUGAAAAAGAACAAAGUCCAAAACAUUUUGGAAUUGGAAGCAGAGGCCCAGCAAACAGCCAAGAAAAACCUGAUUUGACCUACCCUGAGCCCAGGAUUGAAGUAGGCAAUAGGGAAAAUAUGCUGAAAUUUCCACAGGAAGAACUUGCUUUCACGUUUCACCCAGGGCCGGGUGCCUCAAGUGAUAUGAGACCUGGUAGAAGCUUCCCAGCUCACAUCUUCCAGCCAGCUGUGCUGUUGUCCCCACCGCAGCAGAAAAGCAGUCAGGAAUUGUCUUCCCUCCAGAAUGUGCUUGCAGCCAUUUCUCAGUGUACUGAAAGAGAGCCAUGCAAGGAAAGGAGCUUAGCUUCCUCCCUGAGGACACAGAGCACAGCUGAGGAGAACUGCCCCAUCUCUCGAAGGCAACCAGUUCCUCCUGCAGAUAAAGACUUGGAGAGUUCCUAUGAGAAAACCAACCUGUCCUGCCCAGGUGACGCUGGAAAAAACAGCACAGCUGAAGAGUUCCUUCGAAAUGGUGAUCUGCUGGGACAGAUAGCUGAGCUCACAAGGCAGAAUGCUCUAAUGAAAGCUCAACUGAGCAAAUUCAGAGAUGGCCCUGGAGACAGAAGUGAUUGUCUGCAUCAGCCAGACCUGACACAAAAUGCAGAUCCUAGUCCAGAUCCUUCACAAGGACAGAGUCAUCUCAUGGUAUCAAGGAGCUUGGAGGAAAGAAUAGCAGAGCUGAAUCGCCAGAGUACAGCAGCCCGGGAUAAACUGUUGCAGUUGAUAGACCAGCAGAAAUCAGCUGCUGUUGACAUGGUCCCUCCAAUGCUGUCUCCUGUUCCAACCCCAUCCCUGAAUUACACUGAAAAUACAAGGAGGACAGUUGAAGUGUCUGUUCCCAUGACAGUGGCUAUGGACAGCUCCAAGGAUGACAGUGUUCCCCAUGCCAGUAUGACCAGUAUAAGAAGGACUGUAGAAGACUCCAGCAAACCUUUAAGUGCAGUGUCAGAAAGUGCCAAAUUAACUUCUGUCAGCCAAAGACCAAAGAGCACUCUAGGAAGCCCUGGGAAUGAGUUUCUGAGCUGGACACGCUGCUGUGACCUUACACCUUUCACCAAAAAAAUCUUUCAUGAGGUUGUAAACUCAGGCUGCUGGAGCUUUACAAGUGAGCACCUUGAUACCUCUGUACGCUGAAGGCAGGGGAUUUUAGAAAUUGCCUGUGAAACUUUCUGGAGUGUUUAUUUGCACAAGAUGUGGGAAUAAAAUGACAGGAAGAACUGAGAUGAGGGAAAGUACCUGCAUUGAAAAGGAACCUGGAGAUUAGGAAGCUAGUCUGUUUCUGGUGGAUAAGUAUUUGCAUCAGAAAGAAUAUAUUCCUUCUGUGGUUUACAGUUGCUCCCAAAAGUUGUUUUCUAUGCAGUUAACAUAGAGAUUGCAUCUGGACUGGAGGAUUGCUUUUCAAAAAUCUCAUUUAAUAUUUUUAUAGUAAAUAUAAAGUGACUAUUUGAAAUUGAAAUCAGAAUCUUUAUUUGCUAUGUACUAAAGUAUGUGGUCUUUGAUAUAACAGAAUACUGAUACAUAUCAUUGUAUUAAGCUGGUUUGCUGUGUGUUUAUGUAAUAUUCUAAUGGCCAUUGGUUCUUAUAUUGAUUUUAUUUGACUUUUUAAAGUAGUCAUUAUUUUAUUAGCAAUGAUUACCUAUAAAAUUUAAGACUAUGAGGAAAUGCUUCAUUAUCUGUUCCCAACCUUGUAGUAAACCUUGCCAAAAACAUUUAGGAUGGAGAUCUAUAAAAUGAAAAUAGUUUCCAAGUCUGGGAAAGAAAAUAGAUGCAAGAAUCAAAACCAGCCUUUUUUUUUUUUAACUCUGAAAUUUCCUCCUAAAGGUAGUGAUAGAUUGGAGCCAGCCAUAGUCCUGUCAGUCACUUCAGUUAUAGGAGAAUGAAGAAAAUAUGCGUCUUCUUUUUUCUUGGUUCCUUUUUUUUUUUUAAAGGAAGGGUUCUUCUAAACAGAUCUAGAAAAUAAAAAGAAAAAGUGGGAUUCAAAAGAGGAUCUGUUCAAAUAUUCAUUGAUGCUUCCAUGAUUUAUUUUUCCAAUGGGAAGUGAAGAAGUUUUUGUAUAUGUGUGUGUGUGUGUGUGUAUAUAUAUAUAUUUCUGUAUUUUGUGAAAUAACAGUUAAAACUGCUUGGAAGUAAUGCCUCAACUCAUGAAGAGACAGCAAUGCCACAGUUGGGAUGGGACUACAUAACCAUAGUGCCACAGGUUAAUGCUCUUGCCUCUGCUAAUGUUUGCUACAAAUGCUCUGGAAUUAAUGAGAAUUCCUUUUAGAAUACAGGAUUGGAGUUGAUCCUUUGAGUCAUCUAUUUUCUUUAACUUGGAAGUCUCUAGGUGGGAGGGAUACUUCCACUCCAGAUGUCUCCAGUCACCUCCCACCAUCUCCUCCACAACCUGUGACUUGCUGUGGUUCAGGCUGGGGUCACACAGUGUUCUGUGCUUAGAAAUGAGCUGCCCCUGGGAUGUCAUGGGAGUUUGUUUGCUGGAAUGCUGAAGGCUAGUAAAGCUUGAGGCAGUGUCUGAGAAACUGCUAGUGCAGGGAGUUUUAUGGGGGGGAGGGGGUUGUGGUACUUUUUGUCUGUUCUAGACCAAGAAACAAACUGCAGCUGCUGCUAGAAUUGGACUCACCAACUCAAGCUUUCUGCUUGAUAAGCAGGCUGGCCUGUACCUGUCUGAAACAAAAUGCUCACUCUCAUGAGAUUGACAUCUGCUCCUGCAGGGAACUAGUCUUCCUGCACAGCUGUUGCAGGCAAUCAGAUUUUAUAUUUCUUUGUGUGUACAUGUCUGCAUAAAAGUAUGCUUGACCUCAAGUCUCAUCUAAGUGAAUUCCCUGCUCUGACUGCCCUGCAGCAAGGUCAGGUUUUUGUUCCCAGCUGUAUCUCGGUGAAAUACCCUACUGUAAUAUCCUUCUAUCUCAUGGUCCCAGCAGUGGAGAAAAAGAAAAAAAAACAA
Haemorhous mexicanus (house finch) is the source of this 4400-nucleotide messenger RNA. It is a transcript of the gene SPICE1, whose product is annotated as spindle and centriole associated protein 1. The coding region runs from base 62 to 2593 and encodes 843 amino acids. Gene Ontology annotation, cellular component: centrosome; centriole; spindle. NCBI's taxonomy places the organism in Eukaryota, Metazoa, Chordata, Aves, Passeriformes, Fringillidae. The record is from RefSeq and is a predicted model, not a curated record. The transcript has 17 exons. Gene Ontology annotation, biological process: metaphase chromosome alignment; mitotic spindle assembly; regulation of centriole replication.